Molecule: messenger RNA, 915 nt
Organism: Pleurotus ostreatus (oyster mushroom)
Lineage: Eukaryota; Fungi; Basidiomycota; Agaricomycetes; Agaricales; Pleurotaceae
Exons: 4
Coding region: 1-915 (304 amino acids)
Biological process (GO): DNA alkylation repair; regulation of DNA-templated transcription
Cellular component (GO): nucleus
Source: RefSeq, a predicted model, not a curated record
AUGUAUUAUCUACUCACGUCUAUUCGAGUUCUUGCCAUCCCAUUGGGCACCCACCCAAUUCUUCGUAAACAGAUUUCAUCCUUUACUGACGCCCUUCUCAAUGGCGUACCUGCUAUUGCUGGAUUGGACAGCACCAUCGUCGUCGAUCCACGCAGACUGCACUUUACAUUGGGCGUGAUGGCUUUGAAUGACCAAUCAGAACUUACAGUUUCUGCGGCAUUAGAGUUGUUAAACUCACUCAAAGCAGAUAUCUUGCAGAUCUUGAACGAGAGUGCCGAUGCCGAUGGUGGACCGUCAUCCCAGAAAUUACUCCCACUUCGCAUUUCAUUGGAUACACUGGGCAUACUGAAACCAGAGAAAGAAGGCGGGGGCAAUGUCUUAUGGGUCGGUCCAGACGUAGCUUCCAUCACAAGAGGGAAGGGGAAGGGGAAAGAAUUUCCUCCGACAAUGAGUGGAGACGUGGCAAGGCUUGUACGUGUAACAGACCUUAUCCAUCAGGUGUUCAGAGAAAGAGGAUUCAUCGUCGACACGCGUCCCUUGAAGCUCCACUGCACACUGGUAAACACCAGUUACCGCAGACCGAGGGCUCGAAUGCCGUUCGCAUACGAUGCUAUACUCCGCUCAAAUGCACUCAAAGACAUCUCGGUUGUGUCCUCAGCAGCACCACCAUCGUCCCACACCCAGCUCAACACGUCCUCGCACGCUGGUGUCUCCCCGGCUGGCGACAUCCAACAGCAAACGGAUACUAAUGAGCCUCCCGCAAGGAACACCCUACAUAGACUUGCGCGUGAUGAGCUCGUCAAGGUCAAUCUAGGUACUUGGACAGCCAAGGAGAUCCAACUCUGCGUCAUGGGAAGCCAUGGUCCUGAGAAUGAGUAUGUGAGCGUCGGGCGGAUAAGAUUAGACGCUGCCUGA